UGGCGCCAGGGCCGCUGAUCCUCUGCAUUUGCCAGCCUGGAGGCUCCUGGCCGCUGCUGCGAUCUCCCUCAGUAGAGCAGAGGAUGCCGAUGAGGCACCCGGCGGCGGGCCACUGGAGAUCGAGGGGAGACGGGAGCUUUGCAGGCUGAAGCCUUGACCGCAGGUGGCGGAGCCGCGGCCUGAGGUGGACUCUGAGGCCGCCAGAGCUGGGUGCUGUGCAGGAACCGUUGGCCACGGGAGUGAAGGAGCACUUUAGGAGGUUUCAGCAGGCCUGGCGCCCAAGCUUCCCCAGUGUGGAUUGAGGGGUUAGGGACUGGGCGUGAUGAGGAGCAGGAGUAACUCGGGAGUCCGCCUGGACGGCUACGCUAGGCUGGUGCAUCAGACCAUCUUGUGCCAUCAGAAUCCAGUGACAGGCUUGCUUCCGGCGAGCUAUGAUCAGAAAGAUGCCUGGGUCCGAGAUAAUGUGUACAGCAUCCUGGCUGUGUGGGGUUUGGGCAUGGCAUAUCGGAAGAAUGCGGACCGUGAUGAGGACAAGGCAAAGGCCUAUGAACUGGAGCAGAGUGUAGUGAAGUUAAUGAGGGGACUGCUGCACUGCAUGAUGAGACAGGUGGAUAAAGUAGAGUCCUUCAAGUAUAGUCAGAGUACUAAAGAUAGCCUGCAUGCCAAGUACAACACCAAAACUUGUGCCACCAUAGUGCGUGAUGACGAGUGGGGACACCUGCAGCUGGAUGCUACUUCUGUGUACCUGCUCUUCCUAGCACAAAUGACUGCCUCAGGACUCCAUAUCAUCCACAGCCUAGAUGAAGUCAAUUUUAUACAGAACCUUGUGUUUUACAUUGAAGCUGCAUAUAAAACGGCUGAUCCCAAUCGCCCGUACUAUGAACCAGCUGAGCUGAAGCUAUUUGAAAACAUUGAAUGUGAAUGGCCAUUGUUCUGGACAUACUUUAUCCUUGAUGGGAUCUUCAGUGGCAACACAGAACAGGUUCAAGAAUAUAGAGAGGCUCUUGAAGCAGUCCUCAUCAAGGGCAAAAAUGGAUUACCACUUCUUCCAGAGCUGUACAGUGUCCCUCCUGACAAGGUUGAUGAAGAGUAUCAAAAUCCUCACACUGUGGAUCGAGUUCCUAUGGGAAAAUUGCCUCACAUGUGGGGUCAGUCUCUAUACAUUUUAGGAAAUUUGAUGGCAGAGUCUCCAUUCUAGCUGAAACAGAAGAAAUCAAGGCUAUUUUGAAGGAAAAGGGAAUUGAUGUAGAGACCAUUGCUGAGGUGUACCCCAUCAGAGUACAGCCAGCUCGUAUUCUCAGCCACAUUUAUUCCAGUCUUGGAUGCAAUAAUAGAAUGAAACUCAGUGGACGACCCUACAGGCUCAUGGGUGUGCUUGGAACAUCAAAACUCUAUGACAUUCGCAAAACUGUCUUUACUUUCACUCCGCAGUUUGUAGACCAGCAAUGGUUUUACUUGGCUCUGGACAACCAGAUGAUAGUAGAAAUACUCAGAACUUAUCUCUCCUACCUCUGUAGCCGCUGGAGGAUGACAGGCCAGCCCACCAUCACUUUCCCCAUCUCACACAGCAUGCUUGAUGAAGGUGGAACCAGCUUGGAUUCAAGUGUCCUGGCCGCACUGCGAAAAAUGCAGGAUGGCUAUUUUGGUGGGGCAAGGAUCCAAACAGGUAAAUUGUCGGAGUUUUUGACAACAUCUUGCUGCACACACCUAAGCUUCAUGGACCCUGGACCUGAGGGUAAGCUGUACAGUGAAGAUUAUGAUGAAGACUAUGAUGAUGAGCUGGAAUCUGACAACUGGAUGAAUAGCUAUGAUGCAACAAGUAAUGCUCUCUGUGGUGAUGAAGUUGCUUGUUAUUUAGGCCACCUUUUGGCACGCACUGUUCCCCAUGCUAAACUCUCUACUACCUCCCAGAAGGGAGGGCUAGAUCGGUUCUGAGCUGCUGUGCAAACAACUUGCGACUUAAUGUCCUUGGUGACCAAGGCCAAGGAGCUGCAUGUACAGAAUGUACACAUGUAUCUCCCUACGAAGUUAUUUCAGCUUUCUCGGCCUUCGCUCAGCUUGCUUGGCUCACCUCAAUCUCCACAAGAUAACCAGGUUCCUUCUGUUCGUGUAGAAAUACAUCUUCCUAGAGACCAGUCUGGGGAAGUGGACUUCCAGUCACUGGUUUCCAAGUUGAAGGAGACCUCAAGCUUACAGGAACAAGCUGAUAUACUCUGCGUGCUCUAUACAAUGAAAGGACCUGACUGGAACACCGAAAUGUAUGAAGAAGGGGGUGCUACUACUGUCAGAGAGCUUCUUAGUGAACUAUAUGGCAAAGUUGGUGAAAUUCGGCACUGGGGUCUGAUCCGAUACAUCUCUGGGAUCUUACGGAAGAAGGUGGAGGCACUUGAUGAGGCCUGCACAGACCUUCUGUCCUACCAGAAACACUUGACAGUAGGACUUCCUCCAGAACCUCGAGAGAAGACCAUCUCUGCACCUCUACCGUAUGAGGCACUCACCAAGCUCAUAGAUGAAGCCAGCGAGGGAGACAUGAAUAUCUCAAUCCUUACACAGGAAAUAAUGGUCUACCUUGCCAUGUAUAUGAGGACUCAGCCUGGCCUCUUUGCUGAAAUGUUCCGACUUCGAAUUGGACUGAUAAUACAAGUUAUGGCAACAGAACUGGCCCACUCUCUUCGAUGCUCAGCUGAAGAAGCCACAGAGGACCUGAUGAAUCUCAGUCCUUCAGCCAUGAAGAACCUCCUGCAUCACAUUCUCAGUGGCAAAGAGUUUGGAGUGGAACGAAGUGUUCGUCCCACUAAUUCAAAUGUGAGUCCUGCUAUUUCCAUCCAUGAGAUUGGUGCUGUUGGAGCAACAAAAACAGAACGAACUGGAAUAAUGCAGUUAAAAAGUGAGAUAAAGCAGGUGGAGUUUCGUAGACUAUCCAUCUCAACUGAGAGUCAGAUGGAAUUUCGCAGACUGUCUAUCUCAGCUGAGAGUCAGAGUAAUGGUGGUCAUCCCUCAGGUAUAGAUUUGAUGUCACCGUCCUUUCUGUCCCCUGCAGCCUGUAUUGCUGCAAGUACUGGAUCCUUUCCGACCGUGUGUGGUCAACAGACAUCUAAAGAUAGCCGUCAAGGUCAGUGGCAACGCCGGAGAAGACUGGAUGGAGCACUAAAUAGAGUUCCAAUCGGAUUUUAUCAAAAAGUAUGGAAAAUUUUGCAAAAAUGUCACGGGCUUUCUGUGGAAGGUUUUGUUCUUCCUUCUUCAACUACUAGGGAGAUGACUCCAGGCGAGAUUAAAUUUUCAGUUCAUGUGGAGUCUGUCUUGAACCGUGUACCUCAGCCAGAGUACCGCCAGCUUCUGGUUGAAGCCAUUCUCGUUCUCACCAUGCUGGCAGAUAUUGAAAUUCAUAGUAUUGGAAGCAUCAUUGCUGUGGAAAAAAUAGUCCAUAUUGCCAAUGACUUGUUCCUUCAAGAACAGAAAACCCUCGGCGCAGAUGAUACCAUGUUGGCAAAGGAUCCUGCAUCUGGCAUCUGUACUCUUCUGUAUGACAGUGCACCCAGUGGCAGAUUUGGCACCAUGACCUACCUUUCCAAGGCAGCUGCCACCUAUGUGCAGGAGCUUCUGCCACACAGCCUCUGUACCAUGCAGUGAUGGACGUGGGUUGUGGCUGCUGGAAUCCUUUCAAUAUUUGGUCCAUCUUGGUUGAUUGUGCAUGGAACUGAAAUGUUAAUACCUGAUCACACCCCCCCAUGCCCAUUUCCUGCCCCAUCCCUCCCAGGAAGAGAGAACUUUGGUGAGAAUCUCGUUACUUUGUAAGAACCCUUACCUGGAGACCUAGCUCUAGUGUGAAGGUUCAGCCAGGCCUACAAUCACUGUCUCUCUUCUUUUAUGAUUCAUAAAAGUCUGAAUGUGUUUUUACUCAGUAGAGCUGCUACCAACUUAAUUUUCUAACUCCUGUAGGGGAGCACGUUUUAGUAACUUAGUCCUGAAGCUUUGUUUUCUUAUUUGAGAUUAGUUAGUUUGUUUGUUUGCUUGGUUUUGUGUGUGUGUGUGUGUGUGUGUGUGUGUGUGUGUAUGAGUGGCGGGUAUUAAUUGGGCCCAUUAUAUUAAGAAAAUAGAUGCUAAGUUGGAGUUUAUGCUACUGUAAAUUGGAAAUGUCUACUCUAAGUGCCUUUAUUUAGGAAAAGCUGGUACCAGAUUGUGGCUUUCAUCUUUGCUCAAAAGUUGCUUUGCUCUGAGUGAUGAAAUGGUUUCUUUGUAGAAAUACUGUCCUUUCUGUACCUGCCCACAAUGCCUACCCUCCCUGUGGUGAAAUAUUAAAAACUUUAAGCUCA
Messenger RNA from Psammomys obesus (fat sand rat), 4313 nucleotides. It is a transcript of the gene Phka1, whose product is annotated as phosphorylase kinase regulatory subunit alpha 1. Gene Ontology annotation, cellular component: phosphorylase kinase complex. Gene Ontology annotation, biological process: glycogen metabolic process. The record is from RefSeq and is a predicted model, not a curated record. Gene Ontology annotation, molecular function: calmodulin binding. Lineage: Eukaryota; Metazoa; Chordata; Mammalia; Rodentia; Muridae.